AUGUCCAAGUUCCAAUUGCUUCCCCUUGUCGCAGGGCUGCUUGCCCCUUCAAUUGCAGCCCUCAGCAUCCCUUCCCCGCAGCAAAUCCUCGAUUCUCUUACUUUCGGAGAGCACACCGACGGCUUCUGUCCGCUAGCACCCAAGGUCGAGGUUCCUGAUGACGGGUUCUUCCCAGCUCUCAAGUUCGUAGAAGAUGCCUCCUUCAAGUCGCGUCAAGUCAAUCGUCUCUCCAGGGCCGUCCAGGUCCCGACCGCAAUCGACGACUACAUGAAGGACCCCUACGACGAGAAGUUCGCCCCAUUCCUCGACUUCCAGAACCUCCUAAAGACCCUCUUCCCCCUCACCCACUCCUACGCCCGCGUAGACCACAUCAACCGAUUCGGUCUCGUCUUCACCCUCAAUGGCACAGACGACUCGCUCAAGCCCCUGCUCUUCACCGCGCACCAGGACGUCGUGCCCAUCAACGACCCCGCCGACUGGACCUAUCCCCCGUUCGAUGGCCACUUCGACGGCGAAUGGCUCUGGGGCCGCGGCGCCAGCGACUGCAAGAACGUCCUGAUCGGACUGAUGUCCGUCGUCGAAGACCUACUCUCCCAGAACUGGAACCCAACCCGCACCGUCGUCCUAGCCUUCGGCUUCGACGAAGAAUCCCACGGCUUCCUCGGCGCCGGAUCCAUCGCCAAAUUCCUCGAGAAGAAAUACGGCCCCGACAGCUUCGCCUUCAUCCUCGACGAAGGCGGCAUGGGCCUCGAAGUCCUCGACGACACCUCCAACGGCGUCGUCUACGCCCUCCCGGGCGUCGGCGAAAAGGGCAGCAUCGACGUAGUCCUCACCCUCGCCGUCCCAGGCGGCCACAGCUCCGUGCCCCCUCCACACACAGGAAUCGGCAUCAUCUCCGAAAUCAUCUACGAGCUCGAACGCCAGUACCUCUUCGUCCCCGUCCUCGACACCCACCACCCAACCCGCAAAAUGCUCGAAUGCCAAGUCCGCCACUCCCCCUCGCAAGUCGAGCCCUGGCUCGCCUCCGUCCUCCAAUCAAGCGACUACGUCUCUCUCGCAGAGAAACUGGCCUCCUCCCGCGGCGACAAAUUCCGCUUCAUCCUCCAAACCUCCCAAGCCGCAGACAUCAUCAACGGCGGCGUCAAAUCCAACGCUCUCCCAGAGAAAAUCAGCGCCCUCGUCAACUACCGUAUCGCACUGCACCAAACCCCAGAUGACAUCAAGAACCGCGCUGUGGACAUCAUCUCCCCCAUCGUGAAGAAAUACAACCUCUCCCUCACGGCCUUCCCGGACAGCGAUACCGUCGACCCCUCCCUCAACAACCACCUCACCCUCACUACCCUCAGCGGCGCCCUCAGCCCCGCCCCGGUAAGUCCAACGGACACCGACACCGACGCCGUCUGGGCGCGGUUCUCGGGCGUCACUCGCUCCGUCUUUGAAUCCGUCCCGAGUCUCGAAGGCAGGAAGGUCGUCGUGAGCGGCGACAUCAUGACCGGAAAUACCGAUACGAGAUUCUACUGGCCCUUGUCGCGGAAUAUUUAUAGAUGGAGUCCGUCGAGAGCGGGUAAAGCGUUGAAUAUUCAUACUGUGGAUGAGAGGAUCGACAUUGAUAUUCAUCUGGAGGCGAUGAUGUUGUAUUAUGAUCUUAUUCGCUCUUUCGAUGGAUGGGAUGAUUCGUCUGUUGUGGAUGCUGCUGUUGCGGAUGAUGAUGAUGAACUUGCUCAUGAUGUGUUGUGA
This is a messenger RNA of Aspergillus vadensis CBS 113365, 1737 nucleotides long. RefSeq names its product Gly-Xaa carboxypeptidase (gene cps1). The transcript has 3 exons. Gene Ontology annotation, molecular function: metallocarboxypeptidase activity. Gene Ontology annotation, cellular component: fungal-type vacuole lumen. Lineage: Eukaryota; Fungi; Ascomycota; Eurotiomycetes; Eurotiales; Aspergillaceae. The record is from RefSeq and is a predicted model, not a curated record. Bases 1 to 1737 code for a protein of 578 amino acids.